AUGACAGCAGCAGCAGCCGACAUCCGACCAAAGAUUUCGCUAUCUGAUUAUGCCAAACUCGACGAGAAGCAGGUCGGCCAUCUGCGGCACUUUCACAAUCUCGUAUCUCAGCCGGAUGGGAACUGGCGUUACAUGGAGCAUGAGGACGGUCACGAAGAAUUCGAUGAUGCGAAGAGGUAUCAGCUGGCCUUGAUGGCGUAUGCAGCUGGUGUCGCCCAUUUCCACCGUUUACCGGCUCUCCGGGGCGCUUUUCGAAACCUCAUGAGGAAGAUCAUCCACAAGAUGCUCCGACGGGAGGUGUGGAGCUACUGGUAUUCGGCUAGUCACAGUGGGAAAGUUUUCGAUCCUGAUCUGACCGAGCUUCGCAAGCCUUGGGCGGACCCUGUGAGGAAGGAAAACAUCAUGUACAGCGGUCACCUCCUGUUGAUGACCAGUCUUUACGCCAUGCUCUUCGACGACGACGAAUUCGAAAGGGAGGGGAGCAUCGUGUUUAGAUGGGACCCAGUCUUUUGGGGACUCGGGCCCGAAACCUACGUCUAUGACAAUCGCAGCCUCGCCAAGGUCAUCCUCUCGCAGAUGGAGGAAAAUGAAUGGGUCGGCGUGUGCUGCGAACCGAAUGCUGUUUUUGUGGUUUGCAACCAAUUUCCUCUUAUUGCCAUGAGGCUCAAUGAUUCGAGAGAUGGUACGGACCAUGUCGAACGACAGAUUUUACCAAAGUAUAAAGCUGCGCUCUCGGCGAAAGGGAUGCUCGGAAGGUCCGACGGACUAUACGCUAGUUAUUUCGCAGUGAAACAGAAAUGUGCAAUGCCAGCGAAGCAAGGAGCACAUACCGCUUGGGCAAAUGCUUUCAUGAAUACGUGGAAUGCAGACUAUGUGCAAGCCUCGUACGAAGCGCAAACUCUGGGUUUUCUGACGCACUUCGACGGGAACACCCGGAUUCAGCCGACUUGUGUCGCGAAAGCUUUCCGUACACUGGUCCACGAAAGAGGAUACGAUCCUGAUGAUCAAGCAACACUCCACGCUGCACGAGAGAUCGCGCAAGAUUACCAGCCAAAAAUACCCUUCGAGACUUUGAAUUGGCUUGGGUACACAAUGAUGCUCUCCGAGCUGGGCAAGGAGAAGGAAUUACGUAGCCUUUUAGAGUCCGCAGACACGCACCUCGAACCGACAUGGGUUGACGGUGGCUUUUUUUAUCCUCGCAAUAGCCAGCUCAUGGACGAAAAUUGGAACUACACACACGUCGAACCACACUCGGGUAAUUCUGGGAUCGGAUACGCGAGGCUGAACGUAGUCGACGGGCAAAAGAAGAUUUGGGAGAAGCCGUGGACCAAGGACCUGCUCUCGAGUCGGCCGUACAUCGACGGUGACGGCUUCGAGGAUGAUCUCGACUUCACGCGUGCAAUUUGUGACGUUGAACGAGCCGCGGUGAUUUUAACAGCAAGGCGGUGGCGAGGUCAUCCCAGAGAGUCUACUUUCUAUGUCAACAAUCUUGCACCUGGUAGAUGGGCACUUUUCGUCAACGGCCGCCUCGCUAAAUCGGAGCUGCUCAAUUCGAAAGGACAGAUGCAGAUCGUUGUGACCGUCUCGAUGGAUGAGACAGACAUCAUUGUCGAGCAGAUUGAACCGCAGGAAGCAAGAAGCUGAACUUCACGCUGUC
Acaromyces ingoldii is the source of this 1657-nucleotide messenger RNA. RefSeq lists its product as hypothetical. Bases 1 to 1644 code for a protein of 547 amino acids. NCBI's taxonomy places the organism in Eukaryota, Fungi, Basidiomycota, Exobasidiomycetes, Exobasidiales, Cryptobasidiaceae. The record is from RefSeq and is a predicted model, not a curated record. The transcript is spliced from 3 exons.